GAACCGUUUCACCUGUAUUCUUGAAGGGGAAUUCAGAUCUCAAUUAUCCCAAAACUUCUCGUUUUUUUUAAAGGAACCGGUAACAACAUGCCAUUCAGAAUAUAGCACAGGAAAUAAUUCACACUAUUCAGUUUGGGUAAUAGAUUUGAAACACUGACAACAAGGUUCCUCCAAUCUAAUUCCAUCACAACGUUUUCUUUCAAUUGUUAGAAGAGUUUUUAAUUGAACAACCUUGAUCGCCAGAAACUGUUGGUAAUGACCACUCGCUCUACCGCCUUCCACGUUCGCUUUUUGGCCAGUAGCUGGAGAACGUAUUGUUUACCUCAUUCGAGACGUUUGUUUAUUGCUGGCUCGUUGGAGGAGAAAUGGAGAACUCUUGUAAUAAUCGGAGCAAUACAGCUUGACGAAAAGAAAAUGGUCUUCGUUAUUCUUUCUUAUGUCAAAGGGAACGUGUUACGACCGCAGAAAUAUUGCACAACAUACAGGUUUUGACGUUUUCUACAGCUAUUUCUUAAAUCUUUUUCUUGUCAUGUUACGAUCAAGUCAUUUCAUCUUGUCUGUCUCCUUCUCGGCAGAGUUAAUCAUAUUUCUUGACUGUUAACAACAUCGCAGUGUGUAGUUACGACAUCUUAGAAACUGAGAAAGAAACUUUUCCCCGCAAAUCCUCGCUGCUUCAAUUACUUUCCAGUGCGUGUGUUUUUAAUGUAUACAGCAGCCACACUGUCCUCACCCCAUUCCUACCAAUAAACUUCAGAAAGGACUGCAGUGCCCCUAGAAAUUGCAGCGACCAAUCUACUAUCUACAUUACAGUUUUACUGGGAAACUGGGUUAUAAACCUUCAAGCCCAUUGCCGAUCCAAAAGUAGACCAAUAAAAUUAUCCAAAUAUGGAAUCAAUAUAUUAAGCAAUGAUAUAUUUACCCCAAGAACCAGAUAAAUAUUCCGACUUCAAUAUAUUACAGUGCUGCUAGUUAGCACUGGUGUACAGUAGCUUGAGUCUUUAUAUAUGAGACUGGUAUAGAUGACAAUUGUUAUUUCCCUCCCAUUAAAUCUUUGUAUGCUCCCAUGAUCAUACGUGUCAUAGGCACAGUGGGACUGCAAAAUGGAAUAUUUUCAUUUUUUGAUACAGCACAUUUAAGUUUUUAUAGGUCUUCUGGACGACCGUGAUAAUUCUAAGCAGUUGUUUGUGCUAAAAAAAAGCAAGACUAAGGAAUCCUCUGAGACGGCCCCUUAGCAAACACCGUGCGUGUAAAGCCUGCCUUCAUAUCCCACUGACUUUACCACAGACGAUAUUUUGAAUAACCUGCUUUAGAUUAACAGCAUCUUUUGUUUGCACUUUAAUUCAGCGCUAGAGUUAAAGUAACAACAGUGGAAAUAAUGGUGCCGAAGCGGGUUUUGCUCGCGGUGAGGCCAGAAUUCGAGGGCGGUUUCAAAUUGACUCUUAGUAAAAAGCAGCAAUGCCAGAGACUGAGAUUAAGUCUUUUGUCACUGUGAAAUCACACUGUUUACUCCCGGUACCAGCCCAAAGACUACAUUUGCGAGCGUCAUUGCUGGCUGCACUUGAUUGCAGAGGUGGCCGAACAAAACAGAAAAAAACAUGUCUCCUUUUCGGAGUCGCGUUGAUAUAUGUCACAUUGUACAGAUAUUCCACAAACUCACCAAUUCGGAGAGAAAUGGAGCGCACAUUCUAAUAAACACGUACGUUUCUUUUGGCCGUGAUAAUCUUUGGCCGGGUGUGGGGGUUGGUUGGUGGAGAGGGAACAGUUCUUAAUUUUUAUCUCACUUAACUUCUACCGGCACCGAUAUUAAGAAUUUUAGCGUCACUUUGUCUAUAUUUGUCCUUGAACGCCACCUCACUUGGAAAGAAAAGUUCACAACCCGAAGCUCCGGCUCCCUUUCUGCAAAGGGCACAGUGCAGUUGCAGUUUUGUUGUUGUUGCUGAUCUCUUCAGCUCCAAUAGUUACCUUUGAUAGGGUGGAGAGAAAAACUGUGAACGAAGGUUUUGUUUCCGCGCCUUGUUUUAAACUUGACCGGUUUGUAGUUAAGGGCCUCGUAAAGUUCUGUUUAACAGUCUUGUUUUCCCUUUUUAAGUCGAAAUGAUGGGAUCGAUUUUAUAGAUGUGGUAAAUGCUCUCUACUGUAGCUCGGACAGUCGAAGACCGCAAUGCUUAAUGCAUUGUGAAAGAAAUGUUUUCGAUUUCUUGAAAUGGUAAGUAUGAAAUAUCAGAAGUGGUCAAUGCUCGAGAUGCCACGCUGGUGAAAUAGACGAGGGGAGUAAAGAAAUAGGUUAUGUUGCUUUAUUAGUUUGUUGUCACUGACCUUCUACACUUAAACCACAGAGCUGCAGCGCAUCGCAUUAAGCUGUUAAACUUCAGACUGCAAACAGCAAAACACAAAUGCAAUCUUAAGGGCUUUCUGUCUCGUUGUGAUUCUGAAACAGACGCGUGAAAGAAAUGCACUGAAACUUAAAAAUUAAAUAAAGCCCCAAUAUUGAUCCGCAUGAUAGUGCUUACUGUGAAAAUGGAGCAGCAACCAUUAUAGCUAAUCACAGGCAGACCGUGAAAGUCAAGAUUACUACUGGUUUCUCGCCUGUAAAUGCCAGGCAAGUUUAGAUCACGAUGAAAAGUGCAUAAUAGCAUAGCUAAAAGUUUCAUCUCUGUCAACUUCAUACGCAAGUAAUUUAAUAUAUGAAAAUGAUUGUUGCUAUGUUUCAGUAAGGCCGCUUUAUGGAUUUGCUGAAACUUGCGUUGAUCUUGUGCGACAUGUUAGAGCUCCCGUUUUUUUUCCUAUUUUAUUCGAAGGAAGUAUUUCUAAUAAAGUAGAACCGAGUAAAUAAAGAUGCAUUUAGACGCUUUUGCAGUUUACCGAUUACAUAUGGUGACCUUAUUGCAGUUCCAGUGACGCAGCCCUCCGUGGAGGAGGGGCUUCUGUCCAACUCUGCCAGUCGAUUGGCCCAUCCCGCCUGUCGUGCUGCGGAGGUAUCUCUAAUCAUAUUCAGCGUGUUUGCACAAGAAAUGUCAGCCUGAACUGGAUAGCUUCUGCUUUCGCCAAAUUACCCCACAACAAUGUCAUGCUCAGACAGUCCGUCUGCAAACUCCUUUUUAGUAGAUUCUCUGAUCAGCGUGGGCCGUGGCGGGGAAGGAGCCUAUUACCCCAACAGCAGUGUAUACCUGCCGUCUGCCUCUGAGCUCUCUUACGGCACGCAGAACUGUGGACUUUUCCCAUCCCUCAGCAAACGCAGCGAGAACAACUCUCAGAGUAUGGUCCUGACUUCUCAUCCUUACAUGAGCGGGAUGGAGGUCUGGUCAGAUCCCCCAAGGUCCUGUCGUAUGGAGCAACCUGCAACCCAGCAAGUGGCAGCAUGUUCCUUCCCCCAGAAUAUCAAAGAGGAGAAUGCAUAUUGUUUGUAUGAUUCAGAGAAAUGUCCUAAAAGCUCAGCAGCAACAGAUCUUUCCACGUUCCCAAGGCUAACAUCUGAAUCGUGCUCCAAUAGUGACACUACUACUAGCGGCGGGGUUCCUGUCCCCGGCUAUUUCCGUCUGUCCCAAGCCUACCCGACAUCCAAACAGACACUUUAUAACAACACGGGGCAGGUUGGGACCUCUCCAUUUGUAGCCCAAUCCCAGAUCCGAUAUGGAACACCCCCUUCUUCAGCUUCGACCCCGACUGAGUUGGGGAGAAAAGGAAGUGAAGGGACAUCCCCUGGUCAUUUAACCUGCGGUUCGGAAAGAGAAGAGUCAGAAGCUCCGGCUUCUUCAGCGAACGAGGAGUCAUCUCCUGUCCCCUCAGAAAGCAGUAAACACUCUCCUGAGAAAGAAACAAAAGGGGAGGUGAAAGCUGAAAAUGGGGCCAACUGGCUGACUGCAAAGAGUGGCAGAAAAAAACGUUGCCCUUACACCAAACAUCAAACCCUGGAGCUGGAGAAAGAGUUUCUCUUCAACAUGUACCUGACUCGAGAGCGUCGCCUAGAGAUUAGCCGCAGCGUCCACCUGACUGACAGACAGGUCAAAAUCUGGUUUCAAAACCGCAGGAUGAAACUCAAGAAAAUGAACCGUGAGAACAGGAUUCGGGAGCUUACAGCUAACUUCAGCUUUUCAUGAUAAACACAAACACUGGUUUACAGAUUUUAAAGGGACAUCGGGAAGCUGUGCUAGUGUCACUAAAAGACUAAAAACUUUUCCACUUACCUCUGACUCCUCAGCCUUGUGCUGGUUGUAGAUAUUUACGAUUUACGUGUUUUGUUUUAUUUGUGGCGGUAGUCUGUUUCUGUAACUAUAAUAUAAUGUGUUGCCACUGAUAAGUAAGGCAUGAACAGAAGUUAUCGCCCUGUAUGAUGAUUUUUCCAAACAAC
Stegostoma tigrinum is the source of this 4348-nucleotide messenger RNA. It is a transcript of the gene hoxa10b, whose product is annotated as homeobox A10b. The transcript is spliced from 3 exons. NCBI's taxonomy places the organism in Eukaryota, Metazoa, Chordata, Chondrichthyes, Orectolobiformes, Stegostomatidae. Gene Ontology annotation, molecular function: RNA polymerase II cis-regulatory region sequence-specific DNA binding; DNA-binding transcription factor activity, RNA polymerase II-specific. The record is from RefSeq and is a predicted model, not a curated record. Bases 3063 to 4097 code for a protein of 344 amino acids. Gene Ontology annotation, cellular component: nucleus. Gene Ontology annotation, biological process: regulation of transcription by RNA polymerase II.